This is a messenger RNA of Penicillium antarcticum, 1638 nucleotides long. RefSeq lists its product as uncharacterized. The transcript has a single exon. Gene Ontology annotation, molecular function: DNA-binding transcription factor activity. NCBI's taxonomy places the organism in Eukaryota, Fungi, Ascomycota, Eurotiomycetes, Eurotiales, Aspergillaceae. Bases 1 to 1638 code for a protein of 545 amino acids. The record is from RefSeq and is a predicted model, not a curated record. Gene Ontology annotation, biological process: regulation of DNA-templated transcription.
AUGGACAACCGUGCUCCAGCCGAUGUGGCGCUCUCACCCGACUUGCCCGAACCUCCUACCCCCUCCUUGGACAGACUCGAAGACUCGCCGGCUCCUUCGCGCGCAACAUCACUGGAUGCUGAUACCCUAUUGCAAGAGAGCAAUGGCGCGACAUCCGGACGAAAGCGCAAGCUCAAUAGCAUGUCCUCACGAGGCGUCGCAAAUCUCACUCCAGAUCAGCUCGCAAAAAAGCGCGCCAACGACCGCCAGGCGCAGCGCGCAAUCCGAGAACGCACCAAGGGACAUAUUGAAGCUCUAGAGCAGCAAGUUCGGGACCUUUCAUCCCAAAAACCAUUCCUCAAUCUUCAAGCGGCUUUGCAGCAGAAUGAGGCGAUCCGAUCCGAGAAUAGAGAGCUCCGGCAAGGGCUGAAGGCCGCAAUGGAUAUUAUACAGCCAUUGCUUGCGAGGCCAGAAAUAUCAGGUAGGCGGAAGAUGCCAAUGCUAUUUAAUACCAAGCUGACAACAAUAGAUGCACCCCCUAGUUUCCCUAUACCCAAAUCCGCCCCGCCCCCUGCACAUACAUCCCCGUUCCCUGAGACCGAUCACUACACCUCCAAUCCCCAAGGCCUACUUCCAGGCGAGAAGUCGUAUGCAGAUUCCAUUGCCAGCCUCGAUACUCCCUCUCCAACACACUCUGCCCCGGCAUCAGUGAGUAGUCGCCGGAACAGUUCCACUGGCGGUCCUCCUUCGACCUCUUUCCGAGUUGCAUUGGACUCGCAGCGGCAUAACAUCACCCAUGGCUUAGACCUGGGCUCGGAGGAACGACUAGGCUUCAACUUCCUAUUAGACUCGUCACAUGCUGUUCCCAAAGUCAACCGUCUUCGCCGCAGCAGCUCGGAGAACUUCCGCUCUCACUUUAAUCCGCCGUCACCACUAUACCCACAACCACUCAACACAACCUGCGAACAUGGCACACCUGCAUUUGCUGCGCCAAUUCAGAACUUGACCGCAACAUGCCCGUUGGACACCAUCCUCCUGGACUUCCUUCACAGCCGACAACGCGAAGCCGCACAAGGCAUCCCCAAGCAGAAACUAGUGGGACCUCCAUAUCCAAGUGUCUCGUCGCUAUUAAAUCCCGACAAAAGCGUCUACUCGCACCCUGUUUCAAAAGUGUUUACGGAUAUCCUGCGCACGUUCCCUGAUAUUGCCGGUCUACCGGAGCAGGUCGCCGUGCUCUAUACCAUGUUCCUUCUCAUGCGCUGGCAGAUAUACCCAACGCAAGAGAACUAUCAUCGUCUCCCGGAGUGGCUCACACCACGCCCAACACAGCUUCUCCAUCCUCAUCCAGCUUGGAUGGACUAUGUUCCUUGGCCGGGUAUGCGUGACCGAAUUGUCACAACAUAUCAAAACUAUCCGUUCGAGAAUUGGUUUAUCCCAUUCACUCGUGGGAUCUGUGUCAAUUGGCCGUAUGAGUCUACGGAUUGUUUACUGUCGGCGGGUGACUCGGAAGAGCUGGUCAUCAACCCUGUCUUUGAGCGGCACAUGCGCAACCUGCACAAUUGGUCUCUGGGGACAUGCUUUGCAGAGACUUAUCCCGCUUUGGCGGACACGGUUCGAAUCAAAGCGCAAGAGCCGAAGCCAACGCCACGUUCGCACUAG